UCUUCUAAUCUGCUUGUGAGAGUCGGCAAGUCUGAACUCGCCAGAUCCCGGGGUAGCGCCAUUCUCACCUCCAACCGGGAGAUUCCCUUCCACCUCACCGGGCCCCACAGAGCAGAGAGAGUCCCGGGGCCCCACAAAUCCACAGAGCAGAGAGGAGUCCCGGGGGCCGGAGGGCCCCACAAAUCCACAGAGCAGAGAGGAGUCCCGGGGCCCCACAGAGCAGAGAGGAGUCCCGGGGGCCCCACAGAGCAGAGAGGAGUCCCGGGGGCCGGAGGGCCCCACAGAGCAGAGAGGAGUCCCGGGGGCCCCACAAAUCCACAGAGCAGAGAGGAGUCCCGGGGGCCGGAGGGCCCCACAAAUCCACAGAGCAGAGAGGAGUCCCGGGGCCCCACAGAGCCACAGAGCAGAGAGGAGUCCCGGGGGCCCCACAGAGGAGAGAGGAGUCCCGGGGGCCCCACAAAGCCACAGAGCAGAGAGGAGUCCCGGGGGCCCCACAGAGGAGAGAGGAGUCCCGGGGGCCGGAGGGCCCCACAAAUCCACAGAGCAGAGAGGAGUCCCGGGGCCCCACAGAGCAGAGAGGAGUCCCGGGGCCCCACAGAGCAGAGAGGAGUCCCGGGGCCCCACAGAGCCACAGAGCAGAGAGGAGUCCCGGGGGCCCCACAGAGCAGAGAGGAGUCCCGGGGCCCCACAGAGCCACAGAGCAGAGAGGAGUCCCGGGGGCCGGAGGGCCCCACAAAUCCACAGAGCAGAGAGGAGUCCCGGGGCCCCACAGAGCCACAGAGCAGAGAGGAGUCCCGGGGGCCCCACAGAGGAGAGAGGAGUCCCGGGGGCCCCACAAAGCCACAGAGCAGAGAGGAGUCCCGGGGGCCCCACAGAGGAGAGAGGAGUCCCGGGGGCCGGAGGGCCCCACAAAUCCACAGAGCAGAGAGGAGUCCCGGGGCCCCACAGAGCAGAGAGGAGUCCCGGGGCCCCACAGAGCAGAGAGGAGUCCCGGGGCCCCACAGAGCCACAGAGCAGAGAGGAGUCCCGGGGGCCCCACAGAGCAGAGAGGAGUCCCGGGGCCCCACAGAGCCACAGAGCAGAGAGGAGUCCCGGGGCCCCACAGAGCCACAGAGCAGAGAGGAGUCCCGGGGGCCCCACAGAGCAGAGAGGAGUCCCGGGGCCCCACAGAGCCACAGAGCAGAGAGGAGUCCCGGGGGCCGGAGGGCCCCACAGAGCAGAGAGGAGUCCCGGGGGCCCCACAAAUCCACAGAGCAGAGAGGAGUCCCGGGGCCCCACAGAGCCACAGAGCAGAGAGGAGUCCCGGGGGCCCCACAGAGGAGAGAGGAGUCCCGGGGGCCCCACAAAGCCACAGAGCAGAGAGGAGUCCCGGGGGCCCCACAGAGCAGAGAGGAGUCCUGGGGCCCCACAGAGCAGAGAGGAGUCCUGGGGCCCCACAGAGCAGAGAGGAGUCCCGGGGGCCGGAGGGUAAAUUCCAAUCGGCACGUAGGUGGCAUCGAUGAGUCGAUCCAAUUGUAUCAAUUCUUCCUGAUUGGUUGUCUGUGGAUUGUAAUACACCCCAACAGACUGAGCUCCGCCCCCAGCGUCAGGAUGAUGGACAGCAGCUCAGUGACGGGGGGAGGCUGGGGUGGGGUGGGGGGUUGGGUUGGUGACCUUCGCCCUCUCCAUCUGCCCCUACCUGGCAAUCACUGCAGCGGAUGGGGGCGGGGUCACUUCUGGACACUCCCUGUCACAUAUUAUUGGAUGUUUAUAAAAGGCGUAACCCCCGAGGAGACGAUCUGUUACAAUGUAUCACACGCAGAACACCAGGGGGCGUGUUUAUAA
This is a messenger RNA of Rana temporaria (common frog), 1824 nucleotides long. RefSeq names its product collagen alpha-1(I) chain-like. Lineage: Eukaryota; Metazoa; Chordata; Amphibia; Anura; Ranidae. The record is from RefSeq and is a predicted model, not a curated record. The annotation marks the transcript as partial. The transcript has a single exon.